This is a messenger RNA of Paramecium sonneborni, 2067 nucleotides long. The record is from the annotation of a GenBank genome assembly. Lineage: Eukaryota; Ciliophora; Oligohymenophorea; Peniculida; Parameciidae.
AAAAAUAAAUGCAUAUAAACCAUGUUCAUUAAGAUUCAAUAAUGAAUACAUCUUUAGCAAUUGUGGUAAUAAAUGAUAUAAUUUAGAACCAACAUCACAAUAAUUUUGACAUUUUGAUUGAUGAUGAGUCAGAACAUAAAUUCUGGACUAAUAAAAGGAAAUAUUAAUUCAAAUGUUUUUGUCGAAGAGUUGUUCUUAUGCUUUAUAACUCUGGUCCUGUUUAUUUUAGUUACAUGGUUGUGAGUCUCUAUAUUUUUAAAUUGUUAAGAAAGGUUGAUACUGAUAAGGCAUAUCGAUAAUAAUAUAUGAAGUAAUGUAUUUGAAUUUAUAAUAUAAUCAAGGCAAUAUGUAUAUGAUUACAUGCUUUGUAUUUGUAUAGCUUGUAUUUACACAAUCUUUCUUUAUGGACUAUUUCAUCAUUCUGGUAAUUCAAAUUAUUUAACAUUGAAGAAAUGUCAGAAGUUAAUAGAGAAUAUUUUCAUUGGGCAGUUAAUUGUGUUUUAUUCAUUAUGUUGUAUGCAAUAUUCAUAACUCAAAAAGAAUUGGUGAAAAUAGAAGAAGUGGAAAUAGAAAAAGCUGUAAGCAACCUCAUAUUAUAAAGUUUAGCAAUAAAUUAGAACUCAAAAAGAUAAGGAAUAGAGAUAUGUAUUUUCUUUUAACAUUUCCUUCUUAUUCAGUUAAUAAAAUUUCUACAAUAUUGGUUUAGGUAGAGCACAUAUGGAUUUCAUUAAAGCUUAAGACUCUUAGGACAAAGACAAUCUUAAUACAAUCUAAUAGUUUUCUAAAUAAUGUGAUCACAUUAUAGAUAAAGAGAAUCUUGAUCCAACUAUGAUUUACUUUAGUAUGUGCUCUGAUUUUAUUAAUAAUGAAAUGCAAUCAUCACCUAUGGCAAAGAAAAGGAAAUCUAAAAAUCUUAAAGAAGUUGAAAAGGCUAAAUCUGUAUUGGAUUAUCUUUAAGAUUUAGGUUUUAAUGGUAAUCGAGGUGUUUUUUAACACUUUCUAUUACCGCAUUAUAUUUAUACUAGAAAAUUUUUAAUUCCAGAUCGAAAUUUACAAAUCAUUGUAGUGAUAACUCUAAUAACUUUAAAAGUCUUAAUACCAAUAUUCUUUUUAUUUUGGCCCAUUCAUCCAUAUACUCUAAUUUAUUCAGUUAUAUUUAUGGGAUUUUAUAUGCAUUUUUUAUCAAUUAUAUUCUAAUUAGUAUUGAAUGAUGAUCUGAAGACUAGAAAUUAUAUUCUAUAAGCUUUGAAUAAGAUUAUAACAAUUGAUAUGGAGUAAGAAAAUGCACUUCAUGAAUUAAUUGAUAUUACUUGUUCACUUAGUUUAUAGAGUUGGAAUUUAAUGAGAACAGUUGUUAUAUACAUUGAAAAGAAAAAGAAAAUUGAAUAUAAUUAUGUAUAUGGUUUUCUUGCACUUUAUGGAGCUAUGUGCUUUGGUGGAUUUACUUUGUGCAAUUUUGAAUUACCAUUUUUGUAAGCCAUUAAUUAUUGUGAUGAUGAUGUUCUAUUAUAUAAUAUUCAUGCGGAUAUUGUAUUAUCUUUUAUAAUUUGUAUGGGUAGAAUCUAUUAAGGUUCUAAUUUCAAUCAGACAUUCAAUGAAAUAGAUUCAGUAAGAUAUGAUAUUAAUAUUAGAAUAUUCAUAAAUUGACUGCCAUAUAUGAAGAUUUAUACACAUUGUUUGAUUAUUAUUUUAAGAAUAAAGAUUUAGUUGAUAAUAGAAUAUAUAAGUAGGUCAUUGAAUUAAUUUAUACAUAUGCUAAAAAGAGAAUGUCUAUGCCUUUAUAAAGGAAUGUUAAGAACAAAGUAGAUAUUAUUGAAACUGAAGAGAUGGUCAUUAUGAGAGAUAAAGUGGGUGAAAUCAAAAGUUGUUUGGAAAAGAUAUAAAGUAAUGUAGAAAGAGAUGUAAAGAAAUGUCAUGAUAAAUUUAUUGGUAUUUUCGAUGCUAAUUUUAAAAAGCAAAUGAGAAUUAUGAUUUUUGUCAUUAUUACAUUUGUACCCUCUUUAUCAACAAAGUAAUAUUAUACAUUUAUUUAAUAGAGUGUACAAAUAUCUUAGUUAGAUGAUGUGA